Molecule: messenger RNA, 719 nt
Organism: Phalaenopsis equestris
Lineage: Eukaryota; Viridiplantae; Streptophyta; Magnoliopsida; Asparagales; Orchidaceae
Product: myb-related protein 2-like
Exons: 1
Coding region: 1-702 (233 amino acids)
Source: RefSeq, a predicted model, not a curated record
AUGGAGGUUCAGGGUAAGUACUUGCAGUCAGUGCUAGAAAAGGCUCAAGAGGCUUUUGGGAAGCAGAAUUCGGGUUCUGCAGGACUUGAAGCUUCUAGAACGCAACUCUCUGAAUUAAUCUCAAAGGUUUCAAAUGAAUGUUUCACCAGCACAUUUCCGUAUUUGGAAAAAACGUAUUGUUCACAUAAUCAAGAAGGACACAUGGCCCAGAUUAACAAUUUCUCGAUGUACAGCUGCUUAACCUCGUGCCAAGAAUCACAAAAUGGACAAGAAAUGCAUGAUACAAAUAUGGUACUAACAGCUUAUUAUCAUGGCAAUUUAUCAUUGGGAACACAAGAAAUGGAACAGAUUCAAUCUGGAUGGUCUGAAGAUCUUAAUGGCAGCAAAAUAUUUUCUCAAACAGGGGUGAAAGACUCAACGCAGAACACUUUGCCAGUUUCGAGGGGCUUCGGUAUCCUAUCAAUAUGCAAAUCAGAGGGAAAUAGAAAUUUAGAGAUACAUCCCAGGCAAAAUGAGGAACAUAAUUCUUACCUUGACCGGGCAGAUUACGAAAGAUAUGUUAUUCAGCAAAGAAGUUUAAAGAAUCCAAGCGAGUGUGAACAGCCAAGUGCGACGACGCAAUUGGAUUUAAAUGCCUGUGAUGAAUACAAUGUUUCUAAAAAUGGCAAUGGGAAUGAUCUAAAUGGUUUCAGCUGGAGCUAAUGAAGAGCAUGUGAGCU